Cutaneotrichosporon oleaginosum is the source of this 1422-nucleotide messenger RNA. RefSeq lists its product as uncharacterized. The record is from RefSeq and is a predicted model, not a curated record. NCBI's taxonomy places the organism in Eukaryota, Fungi, Basidiomycota, Tremellomycetes, Trichosporonales, Trichosporonaceae.
CUCGACGACCUCGCAGCGCUACGCAACGCCCUCCCCACACCACGCAAAAUGACCGCCCUCGACUACACCCUCGGCGUCUCUCUUAUUGUCGUCCACAUCCUCGCCCUCCUCCCGCCCCCCACGCGUGCAUGGCGCCUCGUCCGCGCCGCCCUCGCCCCCUUCAUCGCGGCCACUUGGGUCUGGCUGGGCUACGUCCCGCUCUCUCCCAAGUCACAAGAUCGAUGGGGCGUACAGCUGCUAUUCUGCUGCUUUGCAUUCCGCGCACUAGAGCACCUCGUCGUCUUCACCCCCGAGUUCGAGGUGUACCGGCUGCGUCCGGCCCCGCCGACACCUCCCAACGGAAAGCGCGGCAAGCUGAUAAAGCACGCGCGGCACCCCAAGCUCGAGCCCGAGCCGGUCCCGGCGCCGUGGACGUGGGCCAAGCUCGACUGGGCGACGAGCCUGUGGUGGUCGUGGCGCGGCAUCGGGUGGAACUACGCUCCGCCGCUCACAGAGUCACAGAUGCGGUAUCCUUCCGCGUAUGAUACACCCCGUGCCCAGCAUCUACGCUACCGCGCGCUAUACUUGCUUGCGGUGUAUGCGGUGGACGGCUUGGCCGGCAGCUUCAUGCACGUCGGCAUGCCCCAGUUCUUCAUCUCUCACACGCUCACAUACGCCGAGCUGGACACGCGCCAGCGUGCUGUCGUCAGCCUCGCGACCGUCGCGCGAAUUCUCGCGUCACUCGAGUUUGCACAUCUCCAGCUUGGGUUGAUGCUCGUCUCCAUCGGCGGGCUGUGCGGGCUCAAAGGCGAGUUGUGGGAGCCGUGGGGAUGGCCAGCAAUGUUCGGCUCGCUGCAGGACAUCUGGCGCAACCCCGGCCUCAACUACGUCUGGGCCCAGGCGUGGAACCAGUACUUCCGCAGGAUGUACCAAAUCUGGGCGUGGGUAGGUCUCGGCGAGGGCAUCCUCCGCCUGCCGCCGAGCGGGAAGCAGCUGAAGACCUGGGUGUCGGUUCCCGCCGCCCAACUUGCUCCCCUGGCGCCGCCCACGCCGCCUGCCUCACCGCCGCCCCGCGCGCCGCGCCGCGCAGGCCUAUGGGCCAACCUCGUCAAGUCAGUGCUGGUCUUCACAUUCUCGGGCGUGUUCCACGACAUCUCGUCCCUCGUGCUCCUUCUCGACGCGCUCGGGCGCGGCGAAUCCAUCGACCCACGACACGUGAUCAGCCUCGCGCCAUUCUUCAUCGUCCAGCCCAUCGCCAUUGCCGCAGAGGCCCUCCUCGUACCGCGCUACCGCGCGAUUAAGCGCGCUCGCGGCAUUCCACGGCACGGCGAAGGCGCGCUCCUCACGCUCGCGGAGCGCACGCUCGGCUUCGCGUACGUCUGGGUCUGGUUGGGCUGGACAGCCGGCUGGUUCGUCGAGGGCAUGGCGCGCCUGGGCGUAUGG